This is a messenger RNA of Corticium candelabrum, 1722 nucleotides long. Its product is annotated as serine/threonine-protein phosphatase 2A 55 kDa regulatory subunit B alpha isoform-like. The transcript has 7 exons. Gene Ontology annotation, cellular component: protein phosphatase type 2A complex; cytosol. Gene Ontology annotation, molecular function: protein binding; protein phosphatase regulator activity. The record is from RefSeq and is a predicted model, not a curated record. NCBI's taxonomy places the organism in Eukaryota, Metazoa, Porifera, Homoscleromorpha, Homosclerophorida, Plakinidae. Bases 156 to 1499 code for a protein of 447 amino acids.
AGACACCUAUGGCGUCUUGUACAAUCAGAAUCCAAUGCAAUCUGCUUUGCUAGGGAUAGCGGCGGACCUCUAGACCUCGAUAUUUCACGGUUGACGGACUUUUGUCUGCUUGCAAAGCAUUAGGAGUGGAUAGGAGUGGAUAGGAGUGGACGGCCAUGGCAGAGCGAGGAGGAGACCUCCAAUGGCUGUUAUGGCAGGUGAAGGGAACAGUGGACGACGAUCCAACAGAAGUGGACCAAGCAGAUAUUAUCUCUGCAGUGAAGUUCAAUCAUGAUGGAGAGCUCCUAGCUACUGGAGACAAGGGUGGGAGGGUUGUCAUUUUCCAGAAAUCGCGCGACGAACCAACGACUCGUUUGUGCGGAGACUACAACUUCUAUGCGACAUUUCAAAGUCACGAACCUGAGUUUGAUUAUUUGAAGAGUUUAGAAAUUGAGGAAAAAAUCAAUGAGAUACAAUGGUUGAAACAAAGGAACGCUUCUCGGUUCCUCUUGACGACCAACGACAAAACUGUGAAGUUGUGGAAGUUGACAGACAAGUACAAGCAAGCAUCUGGCUUCAAUUUGAUUGCUGAUGAUGGUCAUGAGAUUAAUGCAAAGACUGUUGGUGCUUUAAAAGUGCCUCAUUAUAUGCCUUUGACGGAGAAGUCUGUUGAGGCUUCAUGCAAGAGGAUGUUUGCCAAUGCACACACAUAUCAUAUCAAUUCAGUUUCUAUAAACAGUGAUGGUGAGAAUUUCAUGUCGGCCGAUGACUUACGGAUCAAUCUGUGGAAUGUGGAAGUUACAGAUCAGUGCUUUAUGAUGGUGGAUAUUAAGCCUGCGAACAUGGAGGAGCUGACUGAAGUGAUCACAGCAGCCGAAUUCCACCCAUUGCAGUGCAACCAGUUUGCAUACAGCAGCAGCAAAGGGUGCGUACGGUUAUGUGACAUGAGAUCCAGAGCCUUGUGUGACCAACACUCAAAGUUAUUUGAGGAACCUGAAGAUGCCAGUAUGAAAUCAUUUUUCUCUGAGAUCAUUUCAUCCAUGUCUGAUGUGAAGUUCAGUCACAAUGGCCGCUACAUGUUAACAAGAGAUUACCUCACUGCUAGAGUGUGGGAUCUAAAUAUGGAGAGUCGACCAGUCGAAACAUAUAAUGUUCAUGAGCACCUUCGUGGGAAGCUGUGUGCUUUGUAUGAGAACGACUGCAUAUUUGACAAAUUCGAGUGUGCUUGGAGUGGCCGAGACACUCAUAUAGUGACCGGCUCCUACCACAACCUUUUUAGAAUCUUCGACCGAGCUUCCAAGCGUGACACUACACUAGAAGCAUCUCGUGAAGUGAGACUACACCAGCUUGUCCCACCCAAGAAGGUAGUCUCAACAAGUGGUAAACGGAAGAGAAAUGAGAUAUUUCUUGAUUCAAUGGAUUUCAAUAGGAAGGUUCUCCAUCCAGCAUGGCAUCCAGAGAGAAAUGUCAUAGCACUAGCAGCCACCAAUAACUUGUACUUAUUUCAGGCAAAACUAUGAGGUGGUGUGUAGAAGUAGGCUUUACCAUACAGGCCAAUGUUUGUGCUGACUGUUGGAUGGCAGCACUUGUAAUUGUAUAGUAUGGAUGGUUUUUAUCUUUGCUACUGUCGCCAUUGGUCAGACUGUUACGGUCUUUGCCACUGGUCAGUGACUUGUUGCGUAUCAUGUGACUUGCAAGGUUAGGUGAGAGUUUCAAGAUUGAGCUUUCUGCUUAUACAUAGUA